Molecule: messenger RNA, 3103 nt
Organism: Punica granatum (pomegranate)
Lineage: Eukaryota; Viridiplantae; Streptophyta; Magnoliopsida; Myrtales; Lythraceae
Source: RefSeq, a predicted model, not a curated record
CAAAAUUCUGCUCUCUGCUAAGCGCGCAGUCUUCCUUGCGAAGCUCUCUUUCUUCUUCUUCCUCCUCCUCCUCACGGUCAUCUCGGCUCUGCAACGGAACUCCCACCGCUCGCUGCAGCAGCUGCUGUGUCAUUUGAGUUUCAGGUUAUCAUUUUGAAAAGCUAUUGUUUUAUGGAUUUAAGAGCUUGAAUGAGUUCGACCCGUUUGUGUUGUUUGCUGAAAUUGUGAUGAGGAGGAUGGCUCCCUGGGAAGGGACGGGCUUGCCCGAGUCGAGCCUUCCAUGGCUGUGGGUUAUCGAGUAUCUUGCAAGCUCCAAGCGAGUGAAUCCGAAGCUUUUAUACGGCAUAAUCGAAUCAGCACCACUAUCACGUGAUGAGCUGGGAAAGAAUGUGCGGGAGUUGGUUGCUUUGGCGUGUUUGGAGCAGUUUUGUGGUCCGGCUGCGAAAGAAAACGAAACGAUGUGUGGUGGUCCUUCAGACUUGGAGUCAGGCUCCAUGUUUGAGUUUUCACGGAGCUGUGAAGAUGUUUUAGAGGACAUACUGGAAGAAGGAUCUGUCUCUGAUCUUAAACUUACUGGCGGGGAACAAUUGAAAUCACAAGUUUGCCAAUUCGUUAUGCAGAAGAGGAACUCCAUGCCUAAACCUGUUCUGCAACAGCUAAAAGAUGCAAUACUUGAAGGCACGCAUCCAGAUGCUGCUUCGUUGAAGGUAUCAAGUGGAUUGGAAUGUCCAUCUGAUAGUCAUAGAGUUUCAGGUGGUAAUGUUGAGCAUAGUGUUGCACGUCUAUGUGAGCCUGAUGGAAGAAGAGAUAACGACUCAAUAAUGGGACCAAAUGGGAACUCCAAUUCUGCAGAGCAAGAUCUCUUGGAGCAACACUUGGAAAGAGACCCAAGUACCAGAAUCGUACCUCCCUCAAAGAGGAACUUGACUGUUCUCGCUGCUGAAAAGUUGGCUCAGAACUCUCAUGAAAAUCCUCAUGUUGAUGAUGAUUUUGCUGUUCACAGUCCAACUGCUAAGAAGCUUAAACCAUCUGUCCCUGAUGUUAUGCAGUCUGAAAGAUCUGAUUCUGUUCUUGUAAUAGAAUCAGAUUCUGAAAGGGACAGCGAUGCCAAGCAAAACAAGUCUGACUUUGCUCAAGAUCUGAUGGAGAUCUCCAAUGAAGACAGGGCCAUGGCAGAAGUCCCAGAAAAGUUUGACGAACGAAGAGGAACGGGUGAACAGCUUCCUGAUGGAAGUGAGCAUUUGGGUGCUGUCCAAAAAUCCACACCCAGGAGCGAUCCUGAUAGUUCCAAAAAGCCAAUAGAUGGUCUAUGUGGAGGUGAGUUGCAGCAGAGGGAGAUUAUUAUUGAAGAUGCUGUGGAUUUAAAUGGCCAACAGCACAUAGAGGAACAAUCCAGUGAUAGUGAUGGAUAUCAAAAUGAGGAGCUUGAUGUUUCCAUGAGAAAGAACGAGUUUCUAGUCUCACAGUGCACAUCUACGGGUGAUGCUUUGGAUAAUCUUGAUUCAAUCACAGAGAACGUUUGCUUAAAGUGCAAUGAAGGUGGUCAAGUAUUGGUCUGUCACACCAGUAGAUGUCCUUUGGUGGUUCACGAGAACUGUGCGCAUUCCUCAACCAGUUUCGAUGGAAAUGGGAACUAUUUCUGCCCCUUUUGUCAAUAUUCUAAUGCCAUUUCAGAUUAUCUUGAAACUAAGAAGGAGGCAGCUUCUGUGAGGAACGAUUUAGCUGUAUUUAUUGACACCAUUUUAGAUCAUCAAUCUGAAAGAUUAAAUGGGAUGAGUCUUGUUUUUUCACGAGAUGGUAUAGAUCAGCUUGCUGAAGUAUCUGAGGAUCAUUACUGUCACAAAGUGGAGGGAGAAUAUCAAGAACUGGGAGGGCAGGAUAAUUUUGUAAAGAACGUGAAUGAUCGUGAGAGGCAGAGUGAGGAAGUUGCUAAAGAACAGGCAGAGCCAAUUGUAAAUGGGGAUCUUGGGAAUGAAGUGAGUGAUCAGGAACUGCAGAGCAAAGAAGGCUCUGAAGAUCAAGCAGAGUCUUCGGAGCAAAAUUCUGAUUCCAAUGCUAGUUCACCCGUGGAGGAAGAGAAAGAAGUAUUUAAUGAGGAUACUAAUGCGGCUGGUGUUGAAGAAAAUGCAAAAAGGGAAAAAGAAAAGAAAAAUGCGGAGACUUCCGAACGAGAUUCAGAUUUGAAUGCUAAUUCACCCAUUGAGGCAGACGAAGAAGUAUCUAAUGAGAAUGUCGCUGCUACUGGUGCUGAAGAAAGUGGAGAAGAUGAAAAUAAUAAAUUGCCGGAGUCAAAUCCACCUUGUAGAGAAUUUGACUUGGACACUUCUGGUAGGAUGAAUCUUGAUACUGAGGAAAAACUGAUCUAUGCAAAGGUCCAAGAUUGUCAAUCAGGGGGCAGGUUAGAAGGACUGGAGGGUGAAGUAAUGGCUAAUGUCCAGUGCAGUGGCAGUAUGUUAGCUGCAAAUAAUACCAGAAAUUCGGAUGGGAGGAAUAAAGAGGUGGGGGAUCUACAAGAAGCAUUGCCCAAUGAUACUAAUGAACCACUGCACGGACCUGGUUGUUCUCUUCAUAUUGAUAAAGAGGACAGCCUGGAGGAUGAUAUUGAAGACACAGAUGGAGAUGAUGAAUCUAACAUAUCCAAUCAAACGAUUAAUCGCAGAAGGAGGACAACUUGGAGGGUCCAUCCAAGGCCUGUCGUCCCUCGCCAGAGGCAAAAGAAAGCACCAUGGAUGGAGGAAGAAGUAAAGAAACUAAAGGAAGGUGUGGAGAAAUUUCAGAAUUCCGUCGAUAAGACUAUACCGUGGAAGAAAAUACUGGAGUUCGGUGCUGGUGUGUUUAUGGAAGAUCGAACUUCUCAGGAUCUCAAGAGCAAAUGGACAAAUGUGUCCAGGAGGUACUCAAAAUUGAAAUGAUCUGGUCUUGUAUUUGCUAUCUUUGGAGGAAAGGUUUAGAUGCUCAUUUCCGUUCAUCAUCUCAUUUGGGGUUUCAAUGGUCUGAGAGCGAGCAUAUUUGUUUUGUUCUGCUCCUGUGCUAAAAACUCUGUACAUAUCUACAUGAAGCAGCCUGUUGUAAGAUUUUUCAUUCUCGAGCUUCUUUCUUGUGA